Molecule: messenger RNA, 867 nt
Organism: Centruroides sculpturatus (bark scorpion)
Lineage: Eukaryota; Metazoa; Arthropoda; Arachnida; Scorpiones; Buthidae
Product: fatty acid hydroxylase domain-containing protein 2-like
Exons: 3
Coding region: 7-633 (208 amino acids)
Biological process (GO): sterol biosynthetic process
Molecular function (GO): iron ion binding; C-4 methylsterol oxidase activity
Source: RefSeq, a predicted model, not a curated record
GUCAAAAUGUCAACAGUUUAUCGGGUGGUGAAACAGGUGUCGGUGAAUCAUUUUCUUAUCACGUUCCCAUUCAUUCAUUUUGGCCACAAAGUUAUGAAAUGGAGAGGUGUAGAAAGUGUUGAUACAAUUCCAAGUGUUCGAUCGAUGAUUAUAGACCUUCUGCUCUAUUACAUCAUAUAUGAAUUCUUAUUUUAUUACAUCCAUAGAUUGUUACAUCACCCUAAACUUUAUAAACACAUUCACAAACAACAUCACGAGUGGACCGCCCCCAUCGCUAUAGCAGCAAUGUAUUGUCAUCCUGUAGAGCACUUGGUGUCUAAUGUGAUUCCAGUGUACGUUGUUCUAUGGCUGAAGAAGAAUUUUCCACUUACCACCUUUCUAUGGUUUACUAUAUCUAUUAUCAUGCCAUUGAUCGAGCAUUCUAAUUAUCAUCUUCCAAUUAUAAAACUAAGUGAAACGCAUAAUUUUCACCAUAAGAGAUUUAAUCAGAAUUUUGGAAAAUUGAAUGCUAUCGAUCGUUGGCAUGGAACCAACUCUCCCAUUACUAAAAUCACGAGAUUCUUUGGAAAUUUAAUAAUUCAAUCACAUUCUUUUUUGAAGAAUAUGCAUUCAAACAUCACGAAAAACAAAUAAAAAUUUGCACAAUUUGAGUGGAAAUCCUUUAAUAAAUAACACUAAAAUGUUUUAAAACCAGUUUAAAACUGAAAUUACAUUUUUUUUUAUAUUGCUGAUGAAAUAUCUUUUUUGUAAUGUGUAAAUGAAUUGUUUUCUUAAAAGUAUUAGUCAGAAUUACUAGAAAUAUUGAUAUAUCAAGUAUUUUUGACAAUGUACAGGUAUACCUCGCCUUACGUCGGUAAUUGGUUCCAG